Molecule: messenger RNA, 1461 nt
Organism: Paramecium tetraurelia
Lineage: Eukaryota; Ciliophora; Oligohymenophorea; Peniculida; Parameciidae
Exons: 3
Molecular function (GO): protein binding
Source: RefSeq, a predicted model, not a curated record
AUGCUUUAAAACAAAAUUUAUUAACCAAAUACGCCUAAGAGAGGAGUCUCUCAUUCUGAAUCAUUUAAGAAAAAACUACUCAAACUAAAUCUGGAUUCCUUGAAAACUCAUGAAACUGAAACUUAAAUGAAUAGCGAUUUACUGACCACUAGUAGAGCCCAUCAUAACAAAUCUAUUAGUUCAACGUAAUUUUAAAGAAGAAACAGCAAAUACCCAGCAAUAUUGUAACAGUUAUAACAGCAGUACUCAACAGCUUUCAAAAAUAAAGAACUUGAUAAGGCAAUCGAUGCAGUUGUAGAUGUUAUGAUUUUACACGUUGUAAGAGACAACAUUUUAGGAUUACUUAAUGCCUACAUACUAGUGGCUGAAACCUAUUUAAAAUUUACAUAUUAUUCAUCAGCCAUCUAAACCUAUACAUAAUUACUGCAUUUAUGUGACAUAUGUAAUGAUGUUGAAGAAGUCUAGAAAUCAUUUAGGUUAAAAGUGUUGCUUAAACUAAGUAAUAUAGCGCAUAAUUUAAAAAUGCAUGAGACUGCUGUCAAAAUAUUGAAGAAAUUACUGCAAUAUUCUUGGCAUUUUAAAGAUAAGUAUUUAGAGGUUGUAUGCUUUGACAAACUUGGGUAAGAAGCCUAUCUACAAGCAAAUUUAGAGAAAGCUUAGUUUUAUCAUUGCAGAGCUAUUUGGGGGAGAUCAGAGCCUGAAAAUUCUAAUCAUUAUCAGAUAUCUACUUAAAAUAUUGGAUAAUAUUUAAAAAAACUUCCUAAAGGAAUCCAACAUAUUGAUCAGAAUUUAGUAAGCAAAGCUACUUUCCUGCCAUUCACAUUUAUAAGUUAAACACAGAAUUAAUAAACUAUUAAUAAUGCUCUUUAAUAUUAUUGCGGAAUUGAAAUUACUAAUUACUAUUUAAAAAAUAUGAAUGUUAUUAAAUAGCCACAUAGAUUUUUAUCUCAUGUUACUCCAGAAGCAAGUUUUUAAAAAUUAUUCAUUACUUCCUAAUUUGAAUUUGAAAUUUCUACUCCCAGAUAAGCUAAGUAGGAUUCUCAUUCGAACGAUCUAUUAAGAAUCAAUCCUUAAGAUUUGUUUAUUUCAGUCCUUCAAAAUUCAAAUGACAGGGAAGAGGUCUUAUAUAUGAACAAAGUCAAGUAAUAGAAUAAAAUGGGAGGAUUUAUUCCUCCCACAUCUUAUCGAAUUUAAAGAAAGGAUUAGCCUAAGAUUGAUAAAAAGCUAUUGAAAUAGCCUUUAAUUAAGAUGAUAAAUGAAAGAUUAACCAGUCAACAAAAUUUUACAGAAAUAAUUGAAGAAAGAUAUCGUGCUGCUCGGAUGAAUCAUAGUAGAGUUCCACUUAAGGAUCAAGUGAGGAUUUCUCAUUUAAGUCCAAAUAGAGAUUUACUAAACUAUGGAGAAUGUUUAUAGGCCACGGCUGAUCCAGAUUAAAUGUUUAUUACUAAUAUACUCUUUUGA